CCAAGACAGGAGAAGCAAGUUUUUGGACAGCACUGUUUCAAGUUCUUGUCAACAUACAUAUGGGUUUCUUCUGGGUAUGGUCCUCUCAAAACGAGUAUCAAAAGACCCAUCACCCUUUCGUUGAAUCUUGUUCAGACAGACUCCAUAAACGACAAGCGAAUAUGGCUUAAUGAUGAAGCUUUAAGGCCUGGUGUAUAUGCUCUUAUAGACUCUUGCUCACCUCACGAUCUUCAAUAUCUCAAUACAGCAUUUGGUGAAGGUCCUUGUGGAAACGCUCUAGCAACUCUGCAACAAAACUACAAGUUAACUUCAAGUACGGAGGGAAAGUCUAGAUAA
This is a messenger RNA of Thlaspi arvense, 336 nucleotides long. The record is from the annotation of a GenBank genome assembly. Lineage: Eukaryota; Viridiplantae; Streptophyta; Magnoliopsida; Brassicales; Brassicaceae.